GCGCCCCGAGGAAAACGAAACUCGUCUCCGCCCCGUGCCGGGAUAUGGCCGCCGCUGAGGGCCUGGAGGAGCUUCUGGGCGACGUGGAUCUGAGCUGCUCUUGCUGCCUGCAGUAUUUCACCGACCCUGUGCGCCUCUCGGGCUGCGGCCACAGCUUCUGCCGGGCCUGCAUCGUCCAGUACGGCAAGAGCAAGCAGCGCGUCAGCUGCCCGCUCUGCCGGGAGGGCUUCGACCUGAAGGACCUGCAGCCCAACCGGGAGCUGGCCAUUUUGGUCAGCUUAAUCCCGCGGUGGGUCAAGGAGCGAGAGCUGGAAACACAGGAUGAACCGAAACCCUCCGGAGCAGUUGCCUGCAACGACUGGAGCUCGGUGGGGCGGCGACCUGGACAGAAGGAGGAAGAGGUAUGCGACAUCUCCAAGCAACUUGAAAUUACUACAGAGACCAUCCAGCUCUUGAGGAAAGAUCUCAGUAAAGCAAAGGAACAUGCAUCUCAGAUCAAAAGCCAGGUUACUAAAGAUUUCUGUUGCAUGAAAGAGUAUGUUGAAAGACAGGAGAGAAACACACUGAUGUUCAUUGAACAAGAGCAAAAAGCAGCUGAAGAGAAAACUGAAGAGACUAUUCACCAGCUCUGUGUUGACAUGAACAAUCUCCUAGACAUCAAAGCUGACAUGAGUAACUUACCUGACAGACACAGGUACAAAGGCUCACCUUCAACAGUGAAUAAAAUUACACUUGAUGAGAAGCUUCAUGUGGUCAAAAGUGCUGUAGAAGAUCUUAAGAGAAAGCUGGAAAUCUUACUUUUGGAGAAAUACACUUGGCAGUCCCCACCAGUGCCACCUCCAGCCUCAAAUCAGGAGAAAAGUGUCUGCUCAUCAUCUCCAGAGCCUGCAGCUCAAUAUCCAGAACCAGUAAUUUCAAGCCAGUUCUCUCAGUGGGCAGAUGAUGUGACUUUUGAUCUCACAAGGGUACAUGAGCGCUUAGCAAUCACAGCCCAGAACAGGAAAGUGAUGGUCUCCAGCAACCCAACGGAUUAUAAACCAUCGCCCAACAGAUUCUGCAUCAGUCAAGUGAUGUGUUCACAGAGCUUCUCUACCGGGUGCCACUACUGGGAAGUAAUUACCAAGGACAGUGAUGGAUGGGCUGUUGGAGUGGCUCAUGAAAUGAUUGGUAAAAGAGAUAAAUUAGGAAGAACAGAGCAUUCCUGGUGUGUAGAAUGGCUAGGUGCCAAAAAGCAGCUGUCAGCAUGGCAUAGGGACCAAGAAACUUUAUUACACAAGGAUAAACCCAUGAAGGUUGGAGUUCUGCUGGAGCUACAGAAGUCGGCUGUGUCAUUUUACUCCAUCACUGACAAAGAAGUGCUUUUGCAUGCUUUUGAAAUUGAUACCUCAAAUCCUCUUUACCCUGCUUUCUGGCUGUAUAAUCUAGAAAGAAAUGGCUCUUUAACCAUAAGUAGCACAAACAGGAGAUAAUGUUCAGAAAAGGGACAAUUUUGCUCAUGAUUGCUUCAGUGUUUAAUUCAGGAAUUUACCAAGGAGCGUAGAGCUCCCCAGAUGCUCCUGGAAAUCAGCAACUGCUACUUUGUCUGCUCCUCUUUCCUUGCCACUGUGCUCUGAUCUAGCCAUACUUCAUUAAAGCAAUUCCAGUGUAUGCUAAUGGUGGUAACCAUCCCCA
This is a messenger RNA of Dryobates pubescens (Downy woodpecker), 1671 nucleotides long. It is a transcript of the gene RNF135, whose product is annotated as ring finger protein 135. The coding region runs from base 45 to 1469 and encodes 474 amino acids. Lineage: Eukaryota; Metazoa; Chordata; Aves; Piciformes; Picidae. Gene Ontology annotation, molecular function: protein binding. The record is from RefSeq and is a predicted model, not a curated record. The transcript has 6 exons.